Messenger RNA from Eremomyces bilateralis CBS 781.70, 1854 nucleotides. RefSeq names its product WD40 repeat-like protein. Gene Ontology annotation, molecular function: protein binding. The coding region runs from base 1 to 1854 and encodes 617 amino acids. The transcript has 6 exons. The record is from RefSeq and is a predicted model, not a curated record. Lineage: Eukaryota; Fungi; Ascomycota; Dothideomycetes; Eremomycetales; Eremomycetaceae. Gene Ontology annotation, cellular component: GID complex. Gene Ontology annotation, biological process: proteasome-mediated ubiquitin-dependent protein catabolic process.
AUGCAUCUCGACUCCGACGCCGCCCGACGAGCCCAAUCGCCUUCCUUCCCGCUCCAGAAGAGCCUCUCCCCGGUCCGCAGCUCCGCCGCCGCCAAGUUCACCAAUGGGAAAGGUCACCCCCGGACCGACAGCAACGGUUCCGCCGAGUACACCAACGGGAAUAGCUCGCCGACCAUCGCGAAGCCGCUGCCGGCCCAGUGGCAUGGUCACGAUCGGGAGGAGGUGACGAGGAUCUUGAUCCAGAGCCUGUCGGACUUAGGGUAUCCGGGGGCGGCGAACCAACUAGUGAAGGAGAGCGGGUAUGAGCUGGAGGCGCCGACGGUGGCGAAAUUCCGGAGGGCAGUCUUGAGCGGGCAGUGGGGAGAUGCAGAGACAUAUUUGUUUGGCAAUUCUGCAGGAGACACGGAAGGGGGCGGGAAGAUGGCGUGGGGAUCAAGACUGCAGAGCGAGGAGGGGAGAAGAUCGCAUCCCUGGAACUCUCCAGGGCCGUCGAACGGAUUGACGUUGGGGGAAGGGGUAAAUCGGUGUGAGAUGAUGUUCUGGAUGCGGCAGCAGAAGUAUCUGGAGCUGUUGGAGUCGAGGGAUAUCAGUGCUGCGCUGAUGGUCCUUCGCAACGAGCUCACUCCAUUACAUCAAGACAUGGCAAGGUUACAUUCAUUAUCCAGUCUUAUGAUGUGCAAAUCGGCCGAGGAUGUGAGGCGUCAAGCACAGUGGGAUGGAACAAACGGGCAAUCAAGAAAACUGCUCCUGUCAGAACUGUCGAAAUCAAUAUCGCCAAGCCAAAUGAUCCCAGACCAUCGUCUAGCCAUUCUGCUGGGCGAAGUCAAGAGCGGCUGGAUUGACAAGUGCUUGUACCACAAUACCGCCGAAUCGCCCUCGCUAUAUCUGGAUCAUAUGUGUGAGCGCGAAGACAUGCCCCUAAACACCGUCACAACGCUAUCACAUCAUUCGGAUGAGGUUUGGUUCCUUGCCUUCUCCAAUGACGGGACACGAUUAGCCACAGCAAGCCAAGACAAAACGGUCAUCAUAUACGAGACGGCCACUUGGCAUACUCUGCUGACGUACACUGAGCACGAUGCAGGAGUAUGCUACUUGGCUUGGAGUCCCGAUGACAGGAAAAUAAUCUCCUGUGCAAGAGAGACGGACAACACCGCUAGAGUCUGGGACUCAAGAACCGGUAACACCCUCAUCAACCUUGACCGUUUCACCUACGCCGUCACGGCCGCCGCCUGGGCCCCCGAUGGGGAGACCUUCGUAACCGGCGCUCAAGACACCGACUGCGCCCUCUGCGUCUGGAACCUGCAAGGCGAGCGCCUCCACAUGUGGACGGAAGACAACUUCCGCGUCUACGAUCUCAGCCUCUCCCCGGACGGCCAACGCCUCGUGGUCCUCCUCGAGAUGCGGAUCCAGGUCUACGAUUUCGCCAGCCGCAAGAAGAUCUGCGACUGGAACCAGAGCGACUACAAGCUGACGUCAGUGAACAUCAGCCAGGACUCGCAGCAUAUGCUGGUGAGCAUGAACGACGAUACGAUAAAUCUGAUGGUCAUCGACACGGGGGAGGUGGUGCAGGGGUUUUACGGGCAUAAGCAGUCCAAAUUUAUGAUCCGGAGUGCGUUUGGGGGAGCCAAUGAGAACUUUGUGGUCAGCGGCAGUGAAGAUUCACGGGUACUCAUUUGGAGAACUAACGGCCAGUUGGUCGAGACACUAGAGGCCCAUCAACCUGCAUGUGUUAAUUCCGUGGUCUGGCAUCCGACCAACCCACACCUAUUCGCAUCGGCCGGAGACGAUAAGGUGGUACGAAUAUGGUCAAUUCCGGGCACGAACUCCACGCACUCCAACGGCUUCGGCACCUAA